AUGAGCCUGGCCACCGAGACCUGGACGUCGCCGUCGGACACGCUCGCCGAGGACCACACCCGGAGCACGCCCGCCAACACCUCCGCCGACGUGACGCCCUGGGCCCUGGAGACCCGCCGGGAGCGCGCACAUGAGCGCCCCCUGUCGCCGCGCGGCUGGUCCACCUGGUCGGACUGGUCGACGUGCUCGCGGUCGUGCGACGGCGGCGCCUCGUACCAACUGCGGCGGUGCAAGUCCGCCAAGGGCUGCCGCGGCGAGGCCAUGCGCUACAAGAUCUGCAACAUGCAGCCGUGCCAGGACGCCGUGGACUUCCGGGCGCAGCAGUGCGAGGCGUGGAACCGCGAGGAGCGACACAACCGCUUCUACCGGUGGACGCCGUACCACGACGAGCAGCGGCCGUGCUCGCUGGUCUGCAGGGGGGAGCCCGUGCCCGACGAUGUCCCUGCGACCAUCCCUCUGUAG
Molecule: messenger RNA, 462 nt
Organism: Thrips palmi
Lineage: Eukaryota; Metazoa; Arthropoda; Insecta; Thysanoptera; Thripidae
Product: ADAMTS-like protein 3
Exons: 4
Coding region: 1-462 (153 amino acids)
Biological process (GO): extracellular matrix organization
Cellular component (GO): extracellular matrix
Molecular function (GO): metalloendopeptidase activity
Source: RefSeq, a predicted model, not a curated record